AUGGCUAGUGCAUUUAGCGUGUUAUACCGCUCACUUGCACUGUGUUUUUUCAUUUACAUAGUAUUUUAUACUUAUCAAGUGUUUCAUGGCAAUGGUCCGUUUCAUUUGAAGGACCUGGCAUUUUUAUUGCGUUUUCUCACAAUCCUGACAAUAUCACUUCAAAUUGUUUACUAUGCUUUGGCGACUCCUUUACAGUAUUUCAAAAACUUUAAAAUGCACAGCUCAUUAUACGCUCUUGCAUUUACGGCCAAUUUAAAUUUAUUGAUGAAGGAAUCUGAAAUGAAAUUUGUUCCAUGGUGGUAUAAUCAUGCUUGUCACACUGUUGGAACUCCUGCCAUCAUAAUUGACGCUUUACUAUGGAGACCAACAAUCGUUCCUAUGUCGAACUCAGUCUUGCUUCUUCUAGCAUACUUCGGUGGAUAUGUAAUCUAUGUGGAAUACCUUAUACGCAUCCAUCGUUUCUACCCUUAUCCCAUACUUGCGGUUUUCUCGGAUAUUGGACGAUUUGGAUUUUAUUCAGUGAUGAUCAUCGCUACUGUCCUUUGUUUCGGAGUCGGUGUACUGAUGGUUCGCUCUCUAAAUAAGACUCAAAAUAAAAGGUUCGCUUCAAAAACACAACAACGAACAGAGCGAAAAGAGUCUAUUCCUGUUCAGAGUAGACACAAGAAAUCUAAGAAGAUGGAUUGA
Schistosoma haematobium is the source of this 687-nucleotide messenger RNA. RefSeq lists its product as uncharacterized. The coding region runs from base 1 to 687 and encodes 228 amino acids. NCBI's taxonomy places the organism in Eukaryota, Metazoa, Platyhelminthes, Trematoda, Strigeidida, Schistosomatidae. Gene Ontology annotation, cellular component: endomembrane system; membrane. The record is from RefSeq and is a predicted model, not a curated record. The transcript is spliced from 6 exons.